This is a messenger RNA of Bactrocera neohumeralis, 8515 nucleotides long. RefSeq names its product PDZ and LIM domain protein Zasp (gene Zasp52). Gene Ontology annotation, molecular function: actin binding; muscle alpha-actinin binding. Lineage: Eukaryota; Metazoa; Arthropoda; Insecta; Diptera; Tephritidae. The coding region runs from base 386 to 7831 and encodes 2481 amino acids. The record is from RefSeq and is a predicted model, not a curated record. Gene Ontology annotation, biological process: muscle structure development; actin cytoskeleton organization; heart development. The transcript has 16 exons. Gene Ontology annotation, cellular component: Z disc; stress fiber; filamentous actin.
UUGAGAGAAAAUCGUCGCCUAGACAACAUCGUCUUCUAUGUUCGAAAUCGUCUUCCGAUCAAGUCGAAUUGACUGAAUACAGAUAACAAGAAAAAACUAUUUGGGACUAAACGAAAAUAUCUAAAGGCUAAAGGAUAAAAACGAAAAACCGAAUAUUCAGCAAAGAGUGUGCCAAAAAUUUGCAACAAAGCAAUAGCAUUAAAAUUAGAUUAAUAGAGGCAGCAGCGUUAUUGUUUAACAAAUUGUCCUAGUAUCUGUGGCACAUUAGAGCAUAGAAUCUUUGAAUCUUUGAGUUCUGAUAAAUUAAAAAUAUAUAGAGCCGCAAUAGAACAGCGGAUACAUCGAAAACUUUUCAAGACAAAACUGCAAGGAAAGAGGAAGGAAAAUGGCUCAACCCCAGUUACUGCAAAUCAAAUUGUCCCGUUUCGACGCCCAACCCUGGGGCUUUCGAUUGCAAGGUGGCGUUGAUUUUGCCACACCACUGGUCGUGCAGAAGGUAAAUGGCGGCAGUUUAGCGGAAAAGGCUGGGCUCAUCCCAGGAGAUGCUGUUCUAAAGAUUAACGAUGUUGACGUUUUCAAUUUGCGGCAUAAAGAUGCACAGGACGUAGUUGUACGUUCUGGAAACAAUUUUGUUUUGACCGUGCAAAGAGGAGGCUCUACUUGGCGCCCACAUGUAACACCCACCGGCAAUAUCCCACAGCCCCAGCAGAAUUCUCCAUAUUUGCAAACAGUGACGAAAACUUCUCUAGCUCACAAACAACAGGAAUCGCAACACAUUGGCUGUGGUUAUAACAACGCUGCUCGACCAUUUGCCAAUGGCGGAGAUGGUAAUGUCAAGAGUAUCGUCAAUAAACAAUACAACACGCCAGUUGGCAUUUACAGCGAUGAAUCUAUUGCCGAAACUCUUUCAGCUCAAGCUGAGGUCCUGGCAGGCGGUGUCCUUGGUGUCAACUUUAAAAAAAAUGAAAAAGAGUACCAACCAGACAAGUCGGAAGUACUGAAGUUCUUGCGCGAAGAAGAAACUGGCGCUUCGACUCCAGAACCACCGGCUCCGGCAAAUUUCUAUUGGACUCAAAGCCACGCCAUCGGAGGCAAUGAGCGUCGUACACCAUUAUCUCACAAACAUCAACAGGUUAUACAAGAGGAGCAACCACAGGAUGAGUCCAUUGGUACAAAUUUGCAAGAAAAUAAGUUAGCCGCGAGCUCGGCACAGCGGCCCAGCCUCGCACAGCCAGCAAAGCCUUCAUCUUCUGAACCCGCCGAUCCGCGCGUCAUCAUUAUGCCAGUGUGCCCGGCAUUGCAAGGACCGGAAUACAAAGCGGAAAUGGAAGCGGCCGCCGCUGCCUUGCAGCACGACGACGGUCCGCGUCCAUUGUCGGCCAGUGGUCAUCCGGCAUGUGCAUUAUGUGGUGUUGGCAUUGUUGGAGUGUUUGUGCGCAUCAAGGAUAAGAAUUUGCAUGUCGAGUGCUUUAAGUGUGCUACCUGUGGAACUUCCUUAAAGAAUCAGGGGUAUUACAACUACAAUAACAAACUCUAUUGCGAUAUCCAUGCAAAGCUCGCAGCGCUUCAGAACCCACCAUCUGGCACCGAUGGCUAUGUUCCUGUACCAAUAAAGCCAAACACAAAGCUAAGUGCCAACACCAUCUCCUCAGCUUUAAAUGCUCACGGGUUUAGCGAAAUUCCCGUGGCUAAUGGAGGAAGCGUUGCUCCACCUACAGCUCCGACGGCGCCAUCUCAAGAUGGUUUACAAAGGAAUAACAUUGACUUGCCAUUACCGCCACCUCCCUCACCUACGUCAUUACAGCAGUUAGGGAUGGAUAAUGGAUCUGAAAUAACACAAGAGCUGAAUAGGCUCCCGUCGCUUUCAUCUGCGUCGAAUAGUUUGCCCGCCUCAUCUCCCGGUCAUAUGUCACAAAUUGAGGUUAUGAUGGAAGGAACUGUAGAUGAAAUGUCCAGUGGAUACGUUUCGACUUCACCAUUGAAUUCGCAUCAAGCUUCCUCAACGUCUUCUUCAACGUGUGGCAUCAAGACCAAUAAUAAUGCGGUCACACAGAUAGCAGCCUUACCACCACCUCCUCCACCACUUCCUCCAUGUAGUCAAGUGCGACAGCAAAACGAAUAUGACAUGAACUCUCAAAAUCAGUUUGACAGCGGAGUUGGCGGGGAGGGCUUUGGGGGUAUUAGUCAUGACAGCUCAGUUGGGCACAGCGGCGAUGGCAAACAUUCGUUAUCAGGUGGAGAUUAUAACAAGUUUUUGAAAGAGUAUUCCAACAAGUUGCUUACCCUAACCAAACAGAACAACAACAACACUCUCUCGAAUACCAAUAUAUUGAAUGAUGGCCUAACCCCAAAUGACAAUGCCAAUAGUUAUAACACAAACAAUCUUAUCAAUUCAUACCACAGUCCCAGCAAAAAAUCGACACAGACACCAGUACAAGCUGCCACACAUUCACUUCAAACUUGUGAUUCCACUACAAUUGGUUCAACAAAAACACGACCCACACAACAUUCGGCCGCUGUUGCUUUAUCGCCGACGUUCGCUAACCAAUUGAAAUUUAAUUCCUGUCAGCAGGUUGCAAAACCAGCAGCAACUUUAGACCCACCUCCGCCAGCUACACCGGAUUCUUUAUCCACCGCUCCAGCAAGUACUGCAAUUAGUUCAACAAUCGCCAACUCGACUCUGUUGAACACUGCCAACAACAUUAAUUCAAGCAACAAUAAUAGAGAAAGUGAGCAAUUGGAAGGUGCGACUCAAAGUAUUCACGGCAAAAGUACAAAUUUCUCUUCAGGAAUGCUGGCAAACCCAUCUGCGGCACUGGACACUGCGUCGAAUGAUCAGCCAUUUGGUGAAUAUGUCACCUUAACGGGCAGUGUAAUUCGCAGUGUUGUGCCACCUGGUAAGGGUGUAAACAUCAACUAUAAGGUUAAUCAGGGCUAUGCUAGGCCAUUUGGAGCUGCUCCAGCCGUUGCCCCGAAGUCGCCGGUUGCGUAUCCGCCGCAAAGGCCGGCUGUCAAUCCGUACGCUACAUUGCCGCGCACAAAUAUCGGCCAACAAGAUUCUGAUGCUAGCUUGCAACCGCAAUAUGCGGAAGAGUUGAAUUCUAACGCAGCACCAGCCGGAGUUGAUUACUUUGAAGAAGAUCAUGAGCUGUCCGAAGUUAACAGACAAAACCGCAGUAACUUCUCUUGGCCUCCACCAAAGGAGGAUAGCCCCAUUGUACCAACGGCGGCACCGCUUUAUAUUCCUCCACCAGAAACACAACAUGUUUUCGCCAAAGCAGCAAACGUUUCACAUUCGCAAAAGGAAGAUGAAGUGGUUAAUAAGCCAUCUUUGCAUGCAGAUGAAAUAAAAGAUAAUGAACACGAACAAAAUAUAAAGCAAUACCUUCGGUCGAAUCGACAAAGCAAGUCGGCACCACAUCUAACUAUAGAUUUGCAACCGCCUGAAAUUGAGUCUAGCUCGGAAAGUUUUACAUCGACAUCAACAACGACGACGACAACGUCAGAGGAAUAUCAACGUAUGUACGCCGCACAGGUGCAAGCCUAUCAAAUGCAACAAAUUUAUGAGCAGCAAUCCGGAUCAGAGUUAGAUUAUCAUAUGGAUAUGGAGGUUGCUACUAUGCAACAACAUCCACAAGAUUCCUCCUGUAUAAGUUCAUCCGAAUAUAUAUGUGGACGUCGUAGUGCUCAAGAAUGCGUUGAGUCCUUAGUUGCACCAUUAAAUACAAACAAAUUAAUCGAUAUGGUCAGGGAGGUAACACCUAGUCCAGUUCCUCCGCCGAAUAUCCAAGGAAAUAGACAUGUCGUCUUUAUAGACGAACCUGAGACAAAAGAAAUUCCAUCAUAUAGUGACGAAGAAUAUAAAUCUCAAACCCUAGCUAAAAGCGGCACAGUAUCUUCCAAUUCUACAGUUCCAUCUGAUUUACUAGAGGAAAGUGAAACUUUUGUUAAAACAGAACAUGCUGAAGUUCAGGAAAGUCAACGUAUUUUCCAACCCACUUCCGAAAUUAAAAUUGAAAUAGCUCCUGUACGACAAAUACCACCGUCUAAAAUACCUAACCCUGUGCCCAAGGAAUGGAUCAACCCCAUGGUUAGGGUAUUGACUACAGCUCCAGAUGUGCCCUUUCACUUAGUAGAGUGCCCAUGCCCAAAACCUUGCGAUGGUGAUUCAUUCGAACCAUUGGCGCAAGGUCAAACACCACAAGAAACUGUAAAAACUCAAGACGCAAAGGAGAAGGUGUAUGCUGAAGAAAUCUUACCUAUUGAAGAAACUCCACCCAAAGGUUCGUGGCUGGCGAAUGCUAUAACAACAGCACCAGAGUGGGAGGUACGCUUUGAGCCUCCUCCUUCACAAAUAAUUCCUCUUCCCGAAGAAACUAAGCCUUAUAUGCCACCGCCUAUUGAUAUGAAACCGUAUAUGCGAGAAGAUUACCGUCCCAAAUCGCCAUUUUUAAGUGCACUUACUACAGCACCAGAACGUCCCUUUGAAGGUCAUUUUGACAGGGAUGUGCCUAUUCAUUUGCUUGAUCUUCCCACACCCAAAGAGCAUUUGACCUUGUCAGAUGCAUUGUGCACGGCACCCGAACGUGCUUAUACACCAUUAAAUCCGGAAAACGCUACCAAUGUGUUUGAGGAACAAGAAAUCGAAAAGAAGAAAAAGAAACAAGAAUUUCAAGUUCUUAAUCGUGAAGAAGAAUUAGGUAUCAAAGCUCUCGAUAGUGAGUCCAUCGAAUACUAUACGACGGAAAGGCGAGAUUUUUCCCAACAUCGUAAAUCAUCCGCAUUUGCGGCAAUGCAAGCAUUCCAACCAACCCAAGAGCCUUUAAUUUCCAAUACUCCACGCCAAUCCAUUGCGUCCUAUACAAAAGAAGAUUUUGAUCCUGAUUACCAAGGAUACUAUAAAGCUAAAGAACGUAAUAAAAAGCGCAUUGAUUACUAUCACAAAAAAGAAGAAGAACUUCAGCAACAACAUAGUGAACCAAUCAAAAAUCAAAAAAUAUCAGAGACUAAUACAUGUCAAAUGUCCUCAUUAAAUUCCUAUACCAAACGAAAUUCUUCCUCUGAAUCCUCUUCCGCAGUCCAAGCAAUGUCAAACACCACUUCUACUAGCACGUAUGACACCAAUUCAACGCAUGCCUCAAGGUCAUCAUAUCAAAACAAUACUCGUUCCGUUAAGUCUGAUGUCAAGGUCGACUUGCACGAAGUCAUUGAAGAAACAACUGAAGAGCUUGAACAUUCUGAAGUACUAUUUCCACCACCAUCACCGCUAAGUCACCUUCAUGGAAAAUCCGCUUCUUCCGGUUUGCACAAGGCUGAUACGAUACCUAAAUAUCAACGCAAUUGGACAGUAUUACCUACUCAAAGUCCUGCUCGUACUCCAGAACCACCAGAGCUUCGUGAAAAUAUUCCACUUGCUUUUGUAGAUGCACCAGUCACUAGUUCAUCAAGUAACCCAGUACAUAAACCAGUAGCCCAAAGCUGUACAACAAUAGCAGCUUCUCAACAAUAUCAACAGCAACAUGAAAAAAUAUCAUCUGCAAAUCGUGAUUCGAUUAAAAGUACAAGUAGCAAAUCGUCUUCUCAAGAGCAAUCAAAAUUGUUAAUGCAAAACAAAAAACCUAUCGUACCUAUCAUAAUUGAAGAAAAAAUAGCGCCCCAAGUAACAAUGGCUUUUCAAUCCUUAGACGAACAUUUGCAAACUGACGAGUCACAAACACUAAGUCGCCCUUAUACGCCUUCAAUUAGCUCAAAACCAGUCCCAGUAAUUCCCUAUUAUCAAACACCGGAAGCGCUGUGCUUUGACGAGUGCCCUGCGACCCAUGCUCGUAAUUACGAUCGUCGGUCAGCUUCACCAUUUCCAGAUCGUGCACGAUCUCCUGCUCCGGGUCCACCACCAAACCCAUUAGCAGCUAUACGUUCAUCAAAACCCAUAGAUAAUAAGUUAUCUUCCUUGUCUCCGCGUGUUCUUCAAGCCGGCUCAAUUACUACUGGACAAAGUUAUUUAGGUGCUCAACAACAGCUGCAGCAGCAGCAACAACAAACACAAAUAUUAUCACACUACGAACAAGCAAUCAGUACAGGAAGUCAAAGCUGCAUUAAUAAACCCGAUACAAUUAAAACCUGUGAAAUUGGUGAUUACAAGGUACAAAGCACUGAAAAAGAAGUCCAAAAAGUUCAUCAAAAUCAAUCAAAAUUAGAUAGCCAAACGAAAAUUCAACUUGGAAAUACUCAGAUUGAGAGUAGGCGACGAGUAACUGAGGAAUAUGAACACACCCAAAGCGCCCGUUCGGUAGAGAUUCGCACUGAUUCAAAAACUAUCAAAUCGAGCCCUGCAAGUGAACGUCGCCAAUCGUACGGGAAAACGGGAUAUGUCGCUAAUCAGGCACGUCGCUUAUCUGGUUUAGAGCAGGAGAUUACCAAUCUGACUAGUCAAUCUCAGGCCAUUAGUGCACGAGCAGCCACACUAACUGAGACAUCAUUUCCUCAAAUAAAGUCGCCCGAACCAUCAUCGAAAUUUCCGACUAAACCGGUGUUACCUCCUCACGAUGAACCUCAACGUCCAAACUAUUUAUUUUCUGCGACCCCUUAUAACAAAAUGGUUGGUCCGCCACCAGGAUUUAAUGAACAACAGCAACAGUUAUCACCUGCCAUACACUUGUCAAGUGCAUAUGGAUCAUCUGUGGUUUCGCAACAACAGCAAUCAUUAAGCACAUAUUCAAGCAGCAACUUCACUUCUUCCUCAAGCAAAACAUCAUCAUUAUCAUCGCAAGCUAAUGCCACUAAUGUUGGAAGUCUAACAAAAGCUUCUAUUACUAAUAACAAUAUAGCUGGAGCGGCAAGUGCCAGGACCACCGGCGCCAGUGCCGUUUGCCCCGUAACGGGUACAUUCUGUCGUCCGGGCCACACUUGCUGCAGACAGCAACAGUUGCUAGCGCAAUCUUCUGCAACUGACGUAGUUAAUUCUAAUCAAAAUAAUCACUUAACAUAUCGGACGAACGCUUCCACAGGUUUAACGGAUAUAAAGACUAAUGCGCAAGCUACUACUAUCGCUACCGCUAAUGCGGCUAAUGCCAUUGACACAGGGUCAUCGCAAGCGCCACAUACCGCUACAGCCGCUGCGGCUACAGCAAGCGCAACUACAUCAUUUCCGCCACCUAAUACCGUUGAUAAAAACAAGUCUAACGCUGGUCUCGAUGGCUUAACAGGUGUUGGAGGCAAAGGAGCAUUUGGUGCUACUUCUGCUCCUAAGCGCGGUCGUGGAAUCUUUAACAAAGCAGUUGGUCCUGGUGUUCGUGUACCCUUGUGCAGUAGCUGCAAUAUCCAGAUCAGAGGACCUUUCAUUACGGCAUUGGGACGUAUCUGGUGUCCGGAACACUUCAUUUGUGUAAAUGCCAACUGUCGUCGUCCAUUGCAGGACAUUGGAUUCGUUGAGGAGAAAGGCGAUCUUUAUUGUGAAUACUGUUUUGAGAAGUAUUUAGCUCCUACAUGUAGCAAGUGUGGAAGCAAAAUAAAGGGUGAUUGCUUGAAUGCCAUCGGCAAGCAAUUCCAUCCAGAAUGCUUCACAUGUGGUCACUGUGGUAAACUUUUUGGCAACACCCCUUUCUUCUUAGAAGAUGGCAAUGCAUACUGCGAAGCGGAUUGGAAUGAACUUUUUACAACCAAAUGCUUCGCUUGCGGAUUCCCAGUUGAAGCAGGUGAUAGAUGGGUCGAAGCGUUGAACCAUAAUUAUCACAGUCAAUGCUUCAAUUGUACUUAUUGUAAACAAAAUUUGGAAGGCCAGAGCUUCUACAAUAAGGGCGGCCGUCCCUUCUGUAAAAAUCACGCGCGCUAAACAAUUUGUAACGUUAUGUAACUGUACAUCAGGGAUCACGGAUAUAACAAUACCACCCCACUUACAAAAUAUGCAAAAAUCCUCGAAAAAUAACAAAAACCUCGAAAAGAAACAUUUCUCAGUCUCAAUAUCACGAUUUCUGAAUUAAAAUAAUAAUUCUGAGUUAAGUUAAUAAUUUUUGGCGUUAUUUUGGGAAACCAAAUUAACACAACUUUAAAUCUAAAUGUAUUAGCUGUACAUGACUAAACGAGAACUCGAACGAAGCUUAAGUACAGUGAAAUUCUCUCCACCCUUGGACGUUAAAAUAUCAAACAAUUACUUACAAUCGCGCAUAAUGUGAAUAACUGCAACGUGCAUACAUGUGAGACCAUAUACAUACAUAUGCAAAACAGUCUCUAGCGAUAUUUUAAUUGUAUUGUAAAAUAAAAGUAAAUAUCUAGAAUUGUAAUCCCGUUUUAUCAAAUUGAUUUUAAAUCGUUUUAAACUAAUUGUGUUUUAAUUAAAUGUGUUUUUACUUUGUUUUAGUUUUUUUUUUUUUGAGGCGAAGGCCUUGUAUUUUCAGCCUCAUUGAAUAUACAUACAUUCAAAUUUAAUUACAUAUACAUAUAUAGCUAUUUCUGAAGUCCCUUGUCAUAAAUGGCGAAUGUUAAUUAAUAAUAAAAGGAAGCUUUCCGAGUUCGAUAA